GCCCUUGACAACCCGGGCGCUUGAGGAGCUUGACAACCACCUGGGAGCUAGACUGGGCACUGCUGCCUCUGAUAGCUAUGCAGCCAGGUCUAGCGCUGAGAGCACCAUCCACCGUGAUCCUUCUCUUCAGCCUGUGCCUGGGCCUGAUAGGGUGAAACUGGAUCCUUGGGACUUGGGACAAGUGAAAUGUGAGAAGUUUGAUAAUAAAGAUAUCACCGAAGACUAGAAACAAAAUCAACCAGAGGAAAUUCUGAAAGUAUGGGAUGUAGAAAUUCAAAAAUAUCUUCAGCAAAUACUGUUGUUUUAGGGGUUGUCCAGAUUAUGAUUGGUAUCUAUCAUGUAUUCAUGUGGUAUUUCCUAUUGCUGUUGUAUAUGGGACAAAUUAAAGGAGUAUUUGGAACUUAUGAACCUUUAACUUACAAAAUGGGAACUUCCUUAUGGGGACUUGCUUUUGUCGUUUCAGGAGCCUUCACAAUAAAAGCAGCAAAAUAUCGAACUAAAUAUAUGCUUCUCUGUACUAUGUCCCUGAACAUACUCUGCAUAAUUAUCACUAUCAUUGCAGCCAGCCUAACAAUAGUGGAAUUGGCUCAUUUCCGUUCUGUAUCAUACAGGAAUUAUGGACAAGCAGGUCCUUUUGGGCAGGUACACUCUAAACAUAAUGAUCCAUCAUCUCUCCCUGCUUGCUGGUUUCAGAAGCUGGGAAGGGAAGUGUCCCGUGUUCUGUUGUGCUCCUACCCCCUGGAAUUCGGGAUUGCCCUCACAUACUCCAUCUCUGGUUGUUCAGAUCUGGAAGAAGCACCAGAGGAAAGUUUAGAAAGUGUUACUGAAAUAGUGGAAGGCAACAACUGAAAGCUGAAGACAUGAGCAACUUUCGUGGCUGCUAACACCUGAUAUAGGUGUCCAUGACAGUCCCAUAUAACAAGGCUACCACACACCCCAUACAUUUUGUGCAAAAGAAAAUUCACAAGAAGGUGAAAGUUACCCUUUGGUAUUUAAGGAGUGUCUACGCACGUAUAUUCUAGGUUCCAGAGGAGAAAGCUUUUCCUGUGUAAGUAUGAGUCCAUCUCAAGAAAGCACUUGCUAGCUAACCACUCUGAAGAGCUGUCAACUCUCCCAAGCAGGUCAUCUGCAGUUGACCAGAAAAACCACUUGUAAUUCCUAGAAUGCAAGCUAUAAGAGAUUUGGAGCACAAUGUAUAACUCAGAGAAAAAUUUUAGUUUCUUUCCCUGUGAGUGAAAAACACAUUCCACAUUCUGCAUUCUUCUGCUUGGGCUAGCUUCUACUUCUACAAAACAAGGCUCAAAAGGUCACCAAUUUAGUGCUUUUAUUGUCCCAAGGCUUUUCCUGUCCUCAUUAAAGUUCCUUUCUGCCCU
Molecule: messenger RNA, 1373 nt
Organism: Arvicanthis niloticus (Nile rat)
Lineage: Eukaryota; Metazoa; Chordata; Mammalia; Rodentia; Muridae
Source: RefSeq, a predicted model, not a curated record